Messenger RNA from Penaeus monodon (black tiger shrimp), 1821 nucleotides. RefSeq lists its product as uncharacterized. The record is from RefSeq and is a predicted model, not a curated record. The coding region runs from base 342 to 1313 and encodes 323 amino acids. The transcript is spliced from 4 exons. NCBI's taxonomy places the organism in Eukaryota, Metazoa, Arthropoda, Malacostraca, Decapoda, Penaeidae.
UACGGGCACUGGGCAGGGCCGUGGGAGCCGCUGGAUCUACUUGGUUACUGAAAGGGAAGAUUCACCUUUGACUGCCUCGUUAGAAGAGGACUUUGGAAGGUGGUUGGAGGACGUGGGAGACUGUUAGGAUCUAGCGCGGUUGUAGGAACGGGAGAAUUCAGUGCUGCUCGCUCCUUUGGAAGGUGCCUGGAGGAGGGAGAGCUGUUAGUCCCUUCAGACGGUGCCUGGAUGACCUGGGAGUUUCCUGGCCCCUCGCAAGGUAUCUGAAGGGCGAGGGAAUUACUUGUUCCUUCAGAGGGUCUUUGGAAGGCGUGGCGAGCGGCCUAAGAAAAAUCCAGCAGAUGGCGAUGGCGGUGUGGAAAAUUUCCGUGGCAGCCUUGUUGGUGGUUGGAUCUGCAGGAAGAACACGUGGCGCGGAGGCAUUAUGCUCCGAAGGCCAGACCAAAACAUACACGUGUUCCAACCCCGUCCUGACGUUCAAUAGCACGGGCACAGGGAUCGACUUGGUACUGAACGUCACUAACAAUAGACGCCGUGAAAGUCUGCCGAUACGCAUCCAUCGAACUCCAGAAGGCUUAAAUAUUUCCUCCUUGAUAAUACCAGACGAAGGAAAGGUGGAGUUUAGGAUAAAAACCCACUUUGUGGAAGUAAUGAACUCGGGUAGUCCGCAGAGAGUCUUUAAAAAUGAUCAGAAACAAAUUUGGUUCUACGAGUUCUCUGCUCCAUCUGGCGUCCGGAUCUGUGUGGCUUGCGAUAACGAAGAUAUUUUGGACCAGGAGAGACCUAAGCAGAGCAGCACCUCUGACCAUCAGAACACGGAACAGGAGAACACCUUUACCACUGAGGACAGAGAACAGGAGAACACCUUUAUCACUGAGGACAGAGAACAGGAGAACACCCUUACCACUGAGGACAGAGAACAGGAGAACACCCUUACCACUGAGGACAGAGAACAGGAGAACACCUUUACCACUGAGAGCAGAGAACAAGAGAAAACCUUUACCUCUGAGAAAGGAGAACAGGAGAACACCUCUGCCAUGGAGAACACUGAACAGCACCGAAAAUCUGGAAGCAUUGUCACCGCUUCAAGUGUGAAGGAAGAGAGUGAAGACAACCGUUCGUGGUGGUGGCUCCUGCUGAUUCCCGCGUGCGUCAUCCUUGUCGUCUACCUGCACGCAAGGCACCGCCAAUCCUCUCGGUAUUCCGUGAGAAAUGCGCAGGCAAGUCAGGCUGCGGAGAGGGAGGGCGCCGGAACACCAGACGUGGCGGAAACGAAUGGUGGUGGUCCGUACACUGAAGAAAAAACUGGAUAGUGGAUAUCGGCGCGGGGGUGCGGAUAAUGUAGACGUGUAGACAACCGGACUAACUCGUUGAAUGUGUUAUCAAUUGAGCGAAAGGGUUGGGGGAAGGGAUAAUGAAACACAUGACCCAAUCAAGAAGCGGAAGGUUAGAAUGAACGUUGUAAACAACCCAAGAGAGAAGGAUGGUUAGAGGGCUGAUGUACCGUACGUGUGAACAACCAGGGGAGAUUGCUUUGAAGAGAAAAGGUGCAUUUUAUAUUGUGUAAUGACCUUAGCCAGUUCCUGAUUAGAUUCAGAAGGAUUCUACUCAGAUUUCUAAAGUAUAUUAGAUAUGUGUACUAUAUCAGGAUGCAGUGUUUUUUCAUGUUUAUUCUGAAUUACAGCUUAUUACUACUACUAUUAUUAUAACUAUAAUUGUUCUCCUUAUGAACACAAGUUGCACAAAACAUCUUAAUAAUGAAAUGCAUUCAGCAGAUUUCUUUGCAUACAAAAUAUGAAAGAGCCAGAUUCAACAAAUACA